GUUUUAUUGGUGUUGAACCAAAAAAAAAAAAAAAUUCACAACGCGUCAACAAGCGGUCUGCUCUGUCAAGAUUUUCGUUCACCUCCGUGUCAAUUGGAUGGUACCCCAAUCUACAGCGCACAUAGCCAUAGUAAGCGAAAGAGUACUGGCUAUCACCCUUGUUAAUUAUUAUCAAGCAACAAAUGAACGGCAACGUGAAGAGGAUGUAAUUAGUAGUAAUAGUUUUGUGGAAAGAAAGAGUUGCAUACAUCGAAUUUCGUUACAACACCCUAUGACAUGCCGUUGCAGGCUGUGAUCCUGCUGAAAAGAACAUGCUUUUUACAUAUAAGGUUGAGCCGAAUAGCGUUACUGCUUAGUGGCAGCAACCUUUCAGGGCUUCUGCAUGCUUUUGACAUCUCUCAUGUCGUCAUUGUUACAUACCCCAUGCCAUGUAUUCGGAACCCACCAAGCUAUUUCGUAAUUACUAGUGCUUAUAUGCUAGCUAUUGUAUGUGUCCUGAUGCCAGCCGAAUUUGAGCAUGAGUGCCGAAACACUAUCUGUAGGCUGGACCUUUACCGGACGAACCGGAGGUCAUACCCAAAACGACCUGGAAUAAGCGCAUUUAACAUAACUUUUACAUGACUCUACUCUAAGCCACACAGGUUGACAAAGCUGGAUACAUUGACGUUGGGUACCAGGCAAGCACUUGGCGGCUUUAUAAAGUGUGCACCUUGGAUAGAGGCUGGAGGGUGUGGGGUAAGGUAGCCAAAACGUCAGA
This is a messenger RNA of Zychaea mexicana, 757 nucleotides long. RefSeq lists its product as uncharacterized. NCBI's taxonomy places the organism in Eukaryota, Fungi, Mucoromycota, Mucoromycetes, Mucorales, Lichtheimiaceae. The record is from RefSeq and is a predicted model, not a curated record. The transcript has 2 exons. The annotation marks the transcript as partial.